GGCUGCCGUGCAAUACUGACUGCAGCAGCCGAGCACGUGUUUGAGGGACAGACCAUCGGCAAAUUCUUCGACGAGUAUCUCCAAAAGGGGAAUCUGAAGAUGGAUCCCAGAUCCCCAAAGGCAGGCCCCGGCCAGCAGAUCCUAUCCAGAGCCUGGAUAAACCGGAACAUGUUGACCUCUAGCCUGCCGGGAAACCCGUUUGGCAACGUGAGGGCUGCGAACCGACUAGUCGACCACCUCGGAGGCCUGGCGCACUUAGACCGCGUCGUGAUUCUCGUGGACCGGGUCAACAGCGUAAAAGGGCAGUUAUUCCGGGGCGUCAGUAUAUCGAACGAGGGCGACUUCGGGGACAUGCGGACGUCGGAGGAGCAGCUGCUGUACGUCAAGGAAGUCGGCGGCGUUUUCACGUACAUGGCGCUGGACCCGGUAUGGCGCGCCUUUUGCGGCACCUACAACGGCAUCUACAACGACCUGCACACGUUCAGCAAUUGGUACAACGGCCAGCCAGGAAAUGCCCAGAUCGCGCUGCACACAGACUGGGCUAACUUCGUGCGCAUCACGCUCGACUCGGUCGUGCUCAACGGCCGCAGCAAGCUGCAGGCGUUUUACGCGCAGCGCAGGAUCGAGAGCUUGUACAUGGAGGCGCGCUGGUUCCUGGCGUUCUCCGGCAACCGCCUCCUAGGGAAUUGGCAGAACAUCAAGCUCGAUCGCACCGAUGUUUGCACGAAUUUGCCGCCAUCGCGCGCGGGCCCGCCCGUGUGGGGAGGAACCUGACCGGCGUAGCGUAGGGAGGGAUUGUACAACGGUUCGAGGGGGAGGCAAUGUUGC
This is a messenger RNA of Aplosporella prunicola CBS 121167, 828 nucleotides long. RefSeq lists its product as uncharacterized. The transcript has a single exon. Bases 100 to 774 code for a protein of 224 amino acids. NCBI's taxonomy places the organism in Eukaryota, Fungi, Ascomycota, Dothideomycetes, Botryosphaeriales, Aplosporellaceae. The record is from RefSeq and is a predicted model, not a curated record.